UUUGAGGUCAGUCAGAACCGUGAAACUGUCCGGCGACUAGACGCGAGGAAAAGCUGCUGAAAAUCACGCCAGUUCAGAGUAACAUGCCAUAAUGCUGCCCGAAUCUGUUGGCGGGUGACUGAAAAGCAGCUCGGAAGGUUGGAUUUUCCUCUUGCUGGAACUAGCCGUAGACGUUUGCUCGAGGAAAGGGUUACUUGUUUGGGAGGAAACUCUUCCCGUGCGCGCUCUGUUUUGAUCGCGUUCACGGCGGAAUUACAACCGGGAAUCAUUUGCGUUUGGUUUUUGGGGAUUUUUCUGCCCUGAUCAACUUGAAGAAGAUUAUCUGGGAUGCACUGGCCGCUGUUGUGAGACCCCCCCUCCUCAAAUACGCCAGUUUGGAAACACUCUCAUAACUGAAUUGUUGAUCUUUCUUCUAUUCGAUGUUGAAAAUGUCGAAUCCUCCUGUGAAGUUCAAAAAGGAUAAAGAGAUCAUUGUAGAGUACGAGACUCAAGUCAAAGAGAUUCGAGCUCAACUGGUGGAGCAGCAGAAAUGUCUGGAGCAGCAGACGGAUAUGAGGGUCCAGCUCCUUCAGGACCUCCAGGAUUUCUUCCGCAAGAAGUCUGAGAUCGAGAUGGAGUAUUCACGAAACCUGGAGAAACUCGCCGAACGCUUCAUGGCCAAGACUAGGAGCACCAAGGACCACCAGCAGUAUAAGAAAGACCAGAAUCUGCUGUCCCCGGUCAACUGCUGGUACCUGUUGCUGAACCAGGUCCGACGAGAGAGCAAAGACCACGCCACCUUGAGUGAUAUUUAUCUGAAUAAUGUCAUCAUGCGCUUCAUGCAGAUCAGUGAAGACUCCACACGUCUUAUGAAAAAGAGUAAAGAAAUCACCUUUCAGCUGCAAGAGGAUUUGAUGAAAGUCCUCAACGAGCUCUACACGGUGAUGAAGACCUAUCAUAUGUAUCAUACGGAGAGCAUCAGUGCUGAGAGUAAACUGAAGGAGGCUGAGAAGCAGGAGGAGAAGCAGAUCAGCCGUGUUGGAGAUCCAGUUUUCCACAUCCGGCUGGAGGACAGACACCAGAGACGCAGUUCCGUCAAGAAGAUCGAGAAGAUGAAGGAGAAGAGGCAGGCGAAGUAUUCGGAGAACAAGCUGAAGUCGAUCAAAGCUCGGAAUGAAUACCUGCUGACGCUGGAAGCCACUAAUGCUUCAAUCUUCAAGUAUUACAUCCACGACUUGUCUGAUUUAAUAGACUGUUGUGAUCUGGGAUAUCAUGCCUCUCUAAACCGGGCAUUGCGGACCUACCUCUCAGCUGAAUAUAACCUGGAGACGUCCCGUCAUGAGGGCCUGGACAUCAUAGAGAACGCAGUGGACAGUCUGGACCCCCGUAGUGACCGCCAGCGCUUCAUGGAAAUGUACCCGACCGCCUUCUGCCCUCCCGUCAAAUUUGAGUUCCAGGCACAUAUGGGAGACGAGGUUUGUCAGAUCACAGCACAGCCUCCUGUUCAGGCUGAGCUCCUCCUGAGGUUCCAGCAGCUUCAGUCCCGUCUCACCACACUGAAGAUCGAGAACGAAGAGAUCAAGAAGACGUCUGAGGCAACACUUACCACCAUCCAGGACAUGGUGACGGUUGAGGAUUAUGACGUAUCUGAAUGUUUCCAUCACAGCCGCUCUACUGAAUCGGUCAAAUCUACCGUGUCUGAAACCUACCUCAGCAAGCCGAGCAUCGCCAAGAGACGCGCCAACCAGCAGGAGACUGAGCAGUUCUAUUUUAUGAAGUUUCGUGAGUAUCUGGAGGGCAGCAAUCUCAUCACUAAACUCCAGGCAAAGCAUGAUCUACUGAAGAGGACCCUUGGUGAUGGUUACCGGCCUGAAUAUGCAACUACAAGGCCUCCCAGUCUUCCUCCUAAACCGUUUGGCACACAGAGGGCCAGACCACGUUCUGUAUUUAACGUUAAGCUGUUUAAUGGCAAUUUGGAGUCAUUUGUUAAGGACUCUGGUCAAGCAAUACCUCGAGUUGUUGAAAGCUGUAUUCGAUUCAUCAACCUGUAUGGUCUCCAACAUCAAGGAAUAUUCAGAGUGCCUGGAUCUCAAGUUGAAGUCAAUGAUAUCAAGAACUCAUUUGAGAGAGGGAAUGACCCACUGACAGACGAAGAGAAUAACCAUGAUAUAAACUCAGUUGCGGGGGUUUUGAAACUAUACUUUCGAGGCUUGGAGAACCCUCUGUUUCCAAAGGAAAGAUUCAAUGAUCUCAUCUCCUGUAUCAGAAUAGAAAAUCUGUAUGAAAGAGCGCUGUAUAUUCGAAAGAUCCUUCUGACUGUACCCAGAUCAGUACUUGUGGUCAUGCGAUAUCUGUUCGCCUUCCUCAACCACUUGUCCCAGUACAGUGAUGAGAACAUGAUGGACCCCUAUAAUCUGGCCAUCUGCUUUGGGCCGACCCUGAUGCCCACUCCCGAAACCCAGGACCAGGUGUCCUGCCAGGCCCACGUCAAUGAGGUCAUCAAGACCAUUAUCAUCCACCACGAAACCAUCUUUCCUGACUCCAAGGAGCUUGACGGCCCCCUGUAUGAGAAGUGUAUGGCAGGUGGAGAUUAUUGUGAGAGUCCAUACAGUGAACAUGGAGCUCUUGAAGAAGUUGAUCAGGAUGGAGGAGCAGACACCCACACCAGUGAGGAUGAGGGAGAGCCCAUUGAAGCCAUCGCUAAGUUUGAUUAUGUGGGCCGCUCUGCACGGGAGCUGUCCUUUAAGAAGGGGGCAUCUCUGCUGUUGUACCAGAGGGCAUCAGACGACUGGUGGGAGGGCAGACACAAUGGCAUAGAUGGACUCGUGCCUCACCAGUACAUCGUUGUUCAGGAUAUGGACGACACAUUCUCAGACAAUUUGAGUCAGAAAGCGGACAGUGAGGCCAGCAGUGGACAUGGAGGAGAGGAGAAGUGCUCCAGCAGAGACAUGGGCUCUCCGACAGACAGCAGACUGCCUGAUGCUUACAUUAGCAGGCACAGAAAGAGAAGUGACCCUCCAACCCGCAGACCUCCGGCUCGCCCAACUGACGCCCACUGCCUCGUCCACCCGUCCCACCACAGCAGCCAUACCAACCCAGAUCUGGGCUCUCCAGUGAUGGGCCACUACAGCCCGCGGGACCUUCUGAGGGGCCGAGCACACAUGCCUAUGGACAGUCCAGAGAGACGCCGGCGGACAGGCCACGGCAGCCUGACUAACAUCAGCCGCCACGAGUCCAUGAAGAAGAUGGAGAGUCCACCAAUCCGCAGGUCCACCUCUUCAGGCCAGUACAGCAGCUUCAGCGAGUCGCAUGUCAAGAGUCUGGACCCCGAGAGCAUCGCACAGGACAUAGAGGAGACGAUGAACACUGCUCUGAAUGAGCUGAAGGAGCUGGAGCGCCAGAGCUCCGCCAAACACGCUCCAGACGUGGUGCUGGACACCCUGGAGCAGAUGAAGAACGCUCCCACCCCGGCCAGCUCCACCGAGUCCCUCAGCCAGCUCCAUGGCCUCCUGCUGCGGCCUGCCGGCACCGAGCUGUCCAUGCGCCGCAGCACCAGCUCCUCCAGCGACACCAUGAGCACCUUCAAGCCUGCGGUGGCGCCUCGUAUGGGGGUACAGCUCAAACCGCCCACCCUGCGGCCCAAACCCAUGGUGCCGGUGCCCAAAACUGGAGCGGCGCAGCAUCCGGCGGCUCCUCCACAGGAUCCAUUGGACAAAUCCUGCACCAUGUGAGGAUUUUUCAGGGACGGAGAGGAGAAAUCGUGAGAUUUGGACCACUGCAGUCAGAGCCAGAGUCAUUUCUUCAUUCUGCAACAUUUCAUUCGCUUUGGAAAGUAGACUAAAGCAAAUAUAGGUAUUUAAAGUACUGUGGUUCAGUCAUUUUUGGGGAUAGUUCACUCAAAAAUGAAGAUCUACUCACCUUUUAUUUACUCCGCUGAACACAAAAGAAGAUAUUUUGAAGAAUGCCCAUGGAAUUCCAUAAGAAUACUGUAUAAGUCAAUAGGGAUUGACAGUUGUUUGGCUACUUAAAGCAGUAGUUAACCCAAAAAUGAAAAAUUCUGUCAUCAUUUACUCAUUCUUCACUUAUUACAAACCUGUCUGACCUUCUUCUGUUCAACAAAAAAGAAGAAAUGUACCUCCAGGAGUCAUUGACUUCCAUACAGUUAUGUUUAUUACUAUUAUUUUUUUUUUUUUUUUACUAUGGAAGUCAAUGGUUACCUGAUUUUAGCUUUCAUCAAAAUAUCUUCUUUUCUGUUCAACAGAAAAAAAAACCCCAUAAAGUAUUGUAAUCACUUGAAGGAGAGUAAAUAGUGAGAAUUUUCUUUAUUUUUGGAAACUAUUCCUUUAAGUUCUUUAAAAUAUCUGUGCUCAGCAGAAGAAACAAACUCAUACAAGCUUAAAACAAGUGGAGGUUGAGUAAACGAUUUUCAUUUUUGGGUGAACCGUUCCUUUAAUGAGGUAGUAUUGAAUGUAGUGUGUGUAAUAUUCCAACACUAUUAUAGGGAUUAUUAAUAAACGUAGAAUUACGUCAGCCACUAAGCAUGAUUCAGAGGAAGAGCAGAGUUAGUUAAACUGAUGUUUACUAUCUCAGAGAGUUCGAAUUUCUUGAUUUCUGUGCGUAAGUGGAUAUUUUAGAGACACCUGCAACUUAAUGAAGCAAUGUAUGUGUAUCCAAAAACUUUUGCAUGCUUAUGCGACACUUUAAUACCCUAUGUCAAUAGAUUAAGGAGUUCUGACAAUGAUUUUAAAGAAAGCAACAAAUUCACUACAGCUUCCUUUGUUGUUAGCAGGAUUGUUCACCCAGAGAUUAAAUUUCGGUCAUUAUUUACUCAAGAGGUUUAAAACCAGUUUGGGUUUCCUGCUUGAAAUUAAGAUAUUUUGAAGUAUGUUGGAAACCAGUAUAUUGUAAAAAGAAAAUCUGUAAUUUUAUGGUUUAAUAACGUUAUUUAAUGUAAAAUAACAGCUGUUAAAUUACAGAAAUUUACCAUAAAAUAACGGACAUUAAGUUACAGAAAUUUCCUUCAAUUUAAUUUCCUGGUAAAUUUCUAUAAUUCAACCUCUGUUAUUUUGCCGUAAAUUUCUGUAAUUUAACACCCGUUAUUUUACGCUUUUUCUUUCGGCACCCCAGCUGCCGGAAAUAAAGCAUAAAAUUACAGAUUUUUUUUUUUUUUAAGUGUAGCUAUGGAAGUCAAUGGCUACUGGUUUCCGGGAUAUUUCAUAAUCUAUUAUUUUGUGUGAAGAAAGAAACUCAAACAGGCUUUGAACGUCUUAAGUAAAUGAUGAGAGAAUUUUCAUUUCUGUCUGAUCUAUCCCUUUCAAGGUGACUUUUUGUAUAUCAGUAGUUUACAUCCACUAGAAACACUGCUAAAUGUGAAUACUAAUAACUACGGAAACUAAGCAGGGUCUUUGGUUCCUCUGUUUACAGCAUUAGGAUUGUGGAAAAUGUGUCUUUACAUCUCAGAGUGUUUAAUUCGUCAGGGCUUUUUGAAGUGAGGAUGUGUGGAAUGCUAAGGUUUGGAAGCACACUGCCAUAUAAGGGCAUGUGAUGUCACAUCUUCUGCCCUUCCUGAUUGGCUGUUGAUGUUAAGUUGUAUCAGCGAGGCUUUUAGUUUGAAUAUUAUAUUUUUGAUAGUAAUAUUUGAAUAAACGCCCAGGGAGUUUGCGUAAAAAACCACAUCUGCUUAAUUUUGAAGAACGUUUUUUUUUUUUUUUUAAUUUACGUAUUUCAAGUACUUGUUUUUCUUAUUUAGAAUGAAAGAACUAUAUAUAUUGUGUAUAUAAAUGUACACUUUUUAAAUUUCAUUUCUCUUUUUAUGUACUUUCUUGUCAGUUUGGAACAUCCACUCACUAUAAACGAUAUUUUUUUAGUAUCUAUCUGCUUAAUUAGAUGUAAUGUGUGAAUAGUAAAGUCUAGCUGCCAAAAAAAAGAGAAAAAGUCAAGUUCUUCAAGUGCUGCUUAGAGUUUGAUGCGGAUAGGCUUUGAGGAUCUUUUCCUUGUCUGCUUAGCUGUCUAAAACGCUCGGCUCAGUUCUGUCCUAUAAGCAUGAACGAUAAUCCUUUUAGUUGUCAUAUGCAAGUACUUUUCUAGAAACUUUCAAGGCAAUAUUUCUUGUUGUUUCUCCAAACAAGGGAAUGAUGCCAAUAGCCAUGGACUCAGAGACUGUUACUGCAGUGCUUUCAUGAAAGAGUGCUGUUUCAUUGAACCCUUUGUAAUAAUGUCACAAACAGCACCACGCUCAAAUUAAAGGGAUAGUUAAUACAAAAAUGAACAUUUUCUGUUAGUUUCUCAUCUUUAGGCCUUUAAGAUGUAGGUGACUCUCUUUAAUAGACAAUUUUGAGAGGUGUAAAUAAUAACAACGGUCCUAACGUAAUUCCUUUUUUACAUUUUAAUUUCCAAAGCUGCAAGUUCUGCAUAUUGAUAAAUAAUGUUAUUAUAGCUAUUUUAAUUUUAAGUUAUGAUUGAAUUGCAUCUUGAUGUAGUUAUGAAAUUGUUUGACAACAAGCAGGAAAUGUUCAUAGGCCAAUGACAUGACCAUAUUGAAAUGGUCGACAUUUAAAUGAGAUUUUUAGCUGUAAAUGUGGUCUUUAGUCAUUCAUAAAAUGGAAGUCAAUCACCCAUUGACUUCCUCUUUAUGAAUGACUAAGACUAACCUGCCACUUUUAAGGUCAAUAAAACAUAAACAGGCAAAACUACAUUUAUAGACAUAACUCAUAAUGAUACAUUGAGAAGCAAAAUGAUGUUCAAGAAAUUAUUAUUAUCCACAUUCUUAUUAAUUCACAUCUUCAGGUUCGGCCAGCUGCUUGUGAAACCAUGUCUUAAUAUGCGGCAUCCCACAGGGGUCAGUAUUAGGACCAUUUUUAUUUUUCUCUAUACAAACUGUAACUCCUAACCACGAUUUUGGAGGACCACCAACACUGCAUGUUUUGGAUAUCUCCUUUGUCUGUCACACCCAUUACAGGUCUUUAAGUCUCUGCUAAUGAGCUGAUGAUCUAAAUCAGCUGUGUUUGGUUAAGGAGACAUGGACAAUGUGCAGAGCUGGUGGUUCUCCAGGAACAUGGUUGAGAAACACUGCUCUAACUUAUACAGAAGUCUUGCCAUUGUUAUGAGGGUGGAUUUUAGUUUUAAUUUCCAUUGAGUUUAGACAUUUUCUUUCACAAAUAAAUGAAAAAUCCAACCCCUCCCCGUUAUAUAUACUACCUCACAAAAGUCUUGUUGCCUAUCCAAGUUUUAGGAACAACACAUAAUAACUUGACUUCUAGUUGAUCAUCAUCAGAAGUGGCUUAUAUGAAAGGCAAAGGCCUCAUAUUCAUCUUCAAUGCCUCCUCUAUCUUACUCCAAACAUGCUCAAUAAUGUUCAUCUCUGGUGGCCACAAAUGUCUUGAUACCUCAGGCUGUUGAUGUUGCCAUCCACUCUGCAGAUUUCUUGCACGCCCAAUACAGAAUGUAACCCCAAACCAUGAUAUUUUUUUUUCUUCACCCAACUUGACUGAUUUCUGUAAGAAUCUUGGGUCCAUGCUAGCUCCAAUAGGUCUUCUGCAGUAUGUGUGAUGAUUGGGAUGCAGUUCAACAGAUGAUUCAUCUGAAAAAUCUACCUUCUGUCACUUUUCCAAUUGAUCAACAGCUAGAAGUCAAGUUAUUAUUUGUUGCUCUUACACCUAUUAUCAACGACAAGACUUUUGUAAGGGAGUGUACCGUGUAUAUAAAACAAUCAAGCACCUUGGUUUUAUUCACCUACUUAUUAGAAGGCCUGAGGGUGAAAAAUUAAAAGCUGUGUCUCAUUUUUAGGAGAACUGUUCCUCUAAGUUAGUCAGCCACUCAAGGUAUCCAAAGACAAAGAAUUACAUAUAUAGCGUCCAUCACUACAAUGUGUUUUCACUCCAACAUAAAAGAUCUGGGAUUUCGCAUCGUCAACUUUCACAUUAUAAUGACAAUAACUUACUGUGUCUGCGUGUAUGUAUGUGUGUACUGUAUUCACUAAUAAUUACACAACAGUUUACUCAUAUUUAGGUAGAAUAUGCUAAAUGUGUGGAUAAUGACAAAAUUGUCCACCUCUGAACCAAAAUGUACCUAACCUUACGAGAAAUAUAAGCAAUGCCUGUUUUUAAGCAACGUUAUAAAUAACAUACAAUACGAAAGCCUUUUGAUUACCAAUUUAUAUUACAAGCAAGUGUUUUAUUUUCUUUCUUUUUUUUUUUUUUAAGAAUGUACUUUACAUUGAUGUUUGAGAUGGUCUGUCUCUCAGCUAAAGCCUUGAGAAAUGUUCUCCCCGCUGAACUACACACCGUAGCAGAAUCUCUGUUCUUAUUUGCUGUUUAAUCAGUGUGUCCAUGCACAUCUCUGUACUAUGUACUUGUGAAAGUGCCUUUAAAAAAUGUUUUAGAGGAACUUCAUACAAACGUCCUCUGUGCCGUGGCAUUCUUACUUCAGAUUCAGCAUAGAGAGUGGCUAGGGGUUAUGGUAAAUAAAUUAUUACUAACGUUGUUCUGUUUAUUGAGUUGUAAGAAUGAUCAAAUAAUAAAAAUACUGCUCAUCCAUUG
Messenger RNA from Danio aesculapii, 8516 nucleotides. RefSeq names its product SLIT-ROBO Rho GTPase activating protein 1a (gene srgap1a). The transcript is spliced from 22 exons. Gene Ontology annotation, cellular component: cytoplasm. Gene Ontology annotation, molecular function: protein binding. Bases 420 to 3710 code for a protein of 1096 amino acids. NCBI's taxonomy places the organism in Eukaryota, Metazoa, Chordata, Actinopteri, Cypriniformes, Danionidae. The record is from RefSeq and is a predicted model, not a curated record. Gene Ontology annotation, biological process: negative regulation of cell migration; signal transduction.